Molecule: messenger RNA, 1713 nt
Organism: Enterobius vermicularis (human pinworm)
Lineage: Eukaryota; Metazoa; Nematoda; Chromadorea; Rhabditida; Oxyuridae
Source: the annotation of a GenBank genome assembly
AUGGCUACAAAACGAGCUCAAGCGGGUCUAAUGAAAGCUGCUCAAACUACUUUCGGCGACAAUGAACUGAAGAUGCACGUCUACAGAAAAUGUUUGCAAGCUUUGAUAUAUCCAAUUAGUUGUAUAACGCCGCAUAACUUUAUGACAACCAACUUUCAAAAACUAACUUUCUGUGCCGAGUGUGAAGGAUUACUAUGGGGGCUUGCUCGGCAAGGUUUGAAGUGUCGAGAGUGCUCAGUAAAGGUUCAUGAAAAAUGUCGAGACCUUAUAAGUGCCGACUGCCUUCAGCGAGCUGCGGAAAAAAGUUCAAAACAUGGCGAAGCUGAAAAAGCACAAGCCUUGAUGGGAGUUAUUAGAGAUCGUAUGAUUAUUCAAGAAAAUAAUAAGCCUGAAAUCUUCGAAAGAAUUCGGCUCAUUUUUGAAGUUAGUCCUGAUACGCACAUCGAUACAUUGAAGUUGGUUAAACAAAGUAUUUUGGAAGGCACAUCAAAGUGGAGCGCUAAAAUUGCUUUGACGGUAAUGUGUGCGCAGGGUUUGAUCGCCAAGGAUAAAACGGGUAAAAGUGAUCCAUAUGUAACAGCUCAAGUGGGGAAAGUACGUAAACGAACGAGAACUAUACAUCAAGAGUUAAAUCCUGUCUGGAACGAACAUGAAUGUCACAACUCAGCAGAUCGUAUAAAAAUUCGGGUAUGGGAUGAGGAUCACGAUCUGAAAAGUCGCUUACGGCAGAAACUUACUCGAGAAUCUGAUGAUUUUCUAGGCCAAGCAAUCAUCGAUGUAAGGACACUAUGCGGCGAGAUGGAUAUGUGGUAUAAUCUUGAAAAACGAACGGACAAAUCUGCAGUCAGUGGUGCCAUUCGGUUGCAUAUAAGCGUUGAAAUCAAGGGGGAGGAAAAAUUGGCACCGUACCACAUACAGUACACCUGCCUUCACGAACAUCUUUUUAAGAACCACUGUACUGACCAAGAGGAAGUACGACUUCCAGAUGCUAAAGGGACGGACAGUUGGAAGAUCUACUUUGAUGAUAUCGGUCAAGAAAUUGUAGAUGAGUUUGCUAUGCGUUAUGGUAUUGAAAGCAUAUACCAGGCUAUGACACAUUUCGCUUGCCUUUGUACUCGGUACACGUCUCCAGGUGUUCCUGCAGUAUUAUCUACCUUACUUGCAAAUAUUAAUGCUCAUUAUGCUCAUACCACUGCCACUUCUACUGUAUCAGCAUCUGAUCGAUUUAGUGCCUCAAAUUUUGGCAAAGAUCGCUUUGUUAAAUUAUUAGAUUCAUUGCAUAAUUCACUUAGAAUUGAUCUUUCUAUGUAUCGUAAAUAUUUUCCUGCUUCAUCGCGUGCAAAAUUAGCUGAUUUGAAAUCUACUGUCGAUCUGUUGACGUCAAUAACGUUUUUCCGGAUGAAGGUUUUGGAACUACCAAGUCCACCCCGUGCUUCUAAUGUUGUUUGUGAAUGCGCAAAAGCUUGCAUGCAGGCAACGUACCAGUUGAUGUUUGAAUCGUGCUGUGAACAAAUUGAUCCAAGUGACGUUAACGGGAUAAAGUUCUGGUAUGAGAUAAUGGAACUGAUGAUGCGGGUGAUUGAGGACGAUAAGAACAUUUAUGCUCCGGUGUUAAACCAAUUUCCGCAAGAGCUCAAUGUCGGGACACUUUCAGUGACAACACUUUGGCAACUCUACAAAACUGAUCUCAAAAGUGCUCUUGAAGGUUGGUAA